UGAUUGUCUUUACGGAAAAACUUGAAAGUUUGACUAAAAAAUUGUAAUUAAAAAAAAAAUAUUUCUGUAAAAAUAGUUUUUUUUACCUUUUUUGUUCAGUUUGAAAAAAUGAUUAGAAAUAAAUGGAUGACAUUAUUCUUGGCUCUGAUGUUAAUAUUAAAGAAUAUUGAGAGCAAAAAUAUUGAAGAUGGAGAAUGUUCGCUUAUUUCGGUGAAUGAAAGAUUCGAUUGUCAUCCAGAAGACGGAGCUUCAGAACUUGCUUGUGGUUCGAGAAAUUGUUGUUGGAAAUUUUCCGAUAAUAUCAAUAUUCCAUCUUGCUAUUAUAGGAAAAAUUGGAAAAUUUAUGAUUACGAGAAAAUAGAGGGUCGAGAAAAUAAUGAAAAGCAUUUUUCUGCUUAUUUAAAAUUGAAUGGACGUUCGACGUAUAAAAAUGAUUUGAAAUUAGUAAAAGCUGAAUUUACCAGCGUCGAUGCUUUCACUCUGAAAGUUAAGUUAUUCGAUCCGUCGAAAAAAAGAUACGAACCACCUUGGCCAAUUAGGUCUAAAUUGGAACCAUUUGAUGGAAUUACAUCGUAUCAAUUAAAAAUUAAUCAAUCAGCUCCAGGUUUUUCAGUUCAUAGAAAAUCGAGUAGAAUUAAAUUAUUCGAUUCGAACGGAAUUGGUGGCUUUAUAUUUGCGAAUCAAUUUCUACAAAUAAGUUCAAUAUUACCCUCUCACAAUAUUUACGGUCUUGGCCAGCACAGAACACAUUUAAAAUUAUCAACAAAUUGGCAGCUCUUGACAUUUUUUAGUGCUGAUCAGCCAGUUACGGAAAAUGCAAAUCUCUAUGGAUCACAACCAUUUUAUUUUGUAAUAGAAGAAUCUGGCGAUUGUCAUGGCGUUCUUUUUCUUAAUAGCAAUGCAAUGGAUGUAAUUUUACAACCAACUCCGGCAAUAACCUUUAGGACAAUUGGUGGUAUUUUCGAUAUUUAUUUUUUUAUGGGACCAACUCCAGAAGAUGUUUUGAAACAAUAUGCAAAUUUCAUAGGAAAUCCAUUUUUACCACCAUAUUGGUCACUUGGUUUCCAUCUCAGCAAACUUGGAUAUCACACCUUGCAAGGAACAAAAGAAGUGUGGAAUAGAACAAAAAUGGCUCAAAUUCCUUUUGAUACACAGUGGAAUGAUUUGGACUAUAUGGAACGAAGAAAUGAUUUUACUUAUGAUAAAAAGAGAUUUGAAGGUCUUCCUGAAUUUAUAAACGAACUUCAUGACCAAGGAAUGCACUAUAUUCCUCUAAUUGAUGCUGGAAUUUCCGGAACAGAAAAACAUGGUUCGUAUCCACCAUUAGACGAAGGACUUCGUCGCGGUAUUUUUAUAAAAGAAAAUGGCACUGAUUUGCCAUUUUAUGGAAAAGUGUGGAAUCCCCUAACGACAGUGUGGCCUGAUUUUACGAAUCCCCAAACUCAGGAAUAUUAUAAAGACAUGAUGGAAAUAGCGCAUGGAAAUUUUCAAUUCGAUGGCGCAUGGAUUGAUAUGAAUGAGCCCUCGAGUUUUAUAAAUGGACAUUUCGAUGGAUGUCCCCAAAAUGAUUUGGAUAAUCCACAAUUUGUGCCGCACGUUGCUGGCAGGCAACUUUCAAGAAAAACUUUAUGCAUGAAUGCAAAUCAAUUUUUGGGAUAUCAUUAUGAUCUUCAUAACACUUAUGGCUUCGGUCAAGCUGCAGCUACAAAUUACGCAUUGAGUACAAUAAGACGAAAGAGGCCUUUCAUUAUAACACGAUCAACUUGGAUUGGUAUCGGAUUUUAUGCAGGAGCAUGGACGGGAGAUGCCUAUUCAUCAUGGCACAGUUUACGAAUGAGUAUACCGGAAAUUUUGGCUUACACUUUUUACCAAAUUCCAAUGGUGGGUGUUGACAUUUGCGGUUUCGAUGGUGAUACCACCGAGGCUUUAUGUAAUCGAUGGGUGCAAGUCGGUGCUUUUUAUCCAUUUGCUCGAAAUCACAACUCUGAUGAUACUAUUGAACAAGAUCCUGUUUCAAUGGGGGAAUUAGUGGUAAAUUCGACUAGGAAGUCAUUGAUGACACGAUAUGAAUUACUGCCCUAUUUGUACACUCUCUUCUUUCGUGCUCAUAAAUUUGGCGAAACAGUAGCACGACCACUAUUUUUCGAAUUUAUCGAGGAUUCCGAGACUUAUAAUAUCGAUUCACAAUUUUUGUGGGGCAGUUCCUUAAUGAUUGUUCCCGUAUUAGACGAGAUUUCUGAUAAGAAGGAAAAAGUUGAAAGUUACAUUCCUCAUGGUAUAUGGUAUAAUUAUUACACAUACAAAAAAAUAGAUUCGAAUGGAAAAAAUUUUACUCUUAACGCACCUUUGGAUACGAUUCCUCUAUUGGUAAGAGGUGGUUAUAUUUUACCUUUUCAAAAACCAUCGCUGACCACCACAGCUAGUAGGAAAAAUGAUUUUGGAUUAUUAAUUGCAUUGAGUGAUGAAAAUAAAGCUGAAGGUGAAUUGUAUUUAGACGAUGGAGAAAGUCUAGACUCAGUUGAAGAAAAUAAAUACCAUUGGCUGAAAUUUAGUGUGCAGGAUAAUAUCCUCCGUUCGAAUAUUUUUAACAGCGGCAUGUAUAAUGAGAAAAUGAUAUUAGGAGAAAUUAAAAUAAUUGGAAUAAAUAUUAACACUGUCAAACGUAUUUUAAUGAACAAUAAAGAAAUUGAUGAAGAUAAAUUUUCUUACAAUAAAGCGAAAAGUUAUUUAUAUAUCAAAGAUUUGCAGUGGAAUCUCAAAGAAGAAUUUAUUUUAUCCUGGACAGAUAUUUGAUAAUUUAUUUAUAAUAUUAAAAAUUAAAACAUGUUAAAAAAUUUGCUUCUUGAAAAACAAUAUAUGAUUCGA
Leptopilina heterotoma is the source of this 2865-nucleotide messenger RNA. RefSeq names its product lysosomal alpha-glucosidase-like. The transcript is spliced from 16 exons. Gene Ontology annotation, molecular function: alpha-1,4-glucosidase activity; carbohydrate binding. Lineage: Eukaryota; Metazoa; Arthropoda; Insecta; Hymenoptera; Figitidae. Gene Ontology annotation, biological process: carbohydrate metabolic process. The record is from RefSeq and is a predicted model, not a curated record. The coding region runs from base 109 to 2793 and encodes 894 amino acids.